Molecule: messenger RNA, 1159 nt
Organism: Nematolebias whitei (Rio pearlfish)
Lineage: Eukaryota; Metazoa; Chordata; Actinopteri; Cyprinodontiformes; Rivulidae
Product: tissue alpha-L-fucosidase
Exons: 6
Coding region: 50-1159 (369 amino acids)
Biological process (GO): glycoside catabolic process; fucose metabolic process
Cellular component (GO): lysosome
Molecular function (GO): alpha-L-fucosidase activity
Source: RefSeq, a predicted model, not a curated record
UUUAGCGCUGAACUACACGGGUUUCAUGUAGGCUAACCUCAUUGUAGCCAUGAUAUCCGUGUUGCUCCUCUUCCUCGUCGCGUGCGUGUCGGCUCGCUACACGGAGGACUGGACGAGUCUGGACGCCAGACCGCUGCCCUCAUGGUUCGACGAAGCCAAGGUGGGGAUUUUCGUCCACUGGGGGGUGUUCUCUGUCCCGGGUUUCGACAGCGAGUGGUUCUGGUGGCACUGGCAGGGUCAGCAGCCACCGGACCCCAACUGUGUAAGCUACAUGUCCAAGAAUUACCCGCCUGGGUUCGGAUACCCGGAGUUUGCCCCUCGGUUUCACGCCCAGUUCUUCAACCCAGAGGAGUGGGCGGACAUGUUCAAAGCCUCUGGGGCAAAGUAUGUGGUCCUGACAGCCAAACAUCACGAAGGAUUUACUAACUGGGAAUCUCCAUACUCCUGGAACUGGAAUUCUGUUGAUACUGGCCCCAAGAGGGACCUGGUAGGGGAUCUGGGAGAGGCAGUCCGCAACAGAUCGCUUCACUACGGACUCUACAACUCCUUGUACGAGUGGUUUCAUCCUCUUUAUUUGAAUGACAAGAAGAACGGAUUUAAAACACAGGAGUUUGUGAUGCGCAAGCUACUCCCUGAGCUGUACAACAUGGUUGUAAGGUACCAGCCUGAGGUCAUCUGGUCUGAUGGGGAUUGGGAAGCUCCAGACACAUACUGGAACUCCACCCGAUUCCUGGCGUGGCUCUACAACGACAGUCCCGUUAAAGAUACUGUCGUGACCAAUGACCGAUGGGGAGCCGGCUGUGCUUGUAAACACGGUGGCUACUAUAACUGCCAAGAUAAGUACACUCCAGGCCAGCUGCCCAAACACAAAUGGGAGAAAUGCACGUCUGUGGACACUCUAUCCUGGGGUUACCGUCGAAACAUGAGGCUUCAAGACCUUAUGGACUUGCCUGCCAUUAUUAAGGAUCUGGUCAACACCGUGGCUCUUGGAGGUAACUACCUUCUCAAUGUGGGUCCCACAGCCGAUGGGACCAUCUCCACCGUGUUUGAGGAGAGACUCAGGGGUCUUGGAGCCUGGCUUGAAAUCAACGGGGAGGCAAUCUAUGCUUCCAAACCCUGGAGGGUUCAGAUGGAAAACACCACUGUUCCCGUUUGGUAA